AUGAGCAAAGUCCUCCCCGUCAACAACGCUCUCAUCCAGCUUCGACAACGUCGACAGAUGAAAUCCAAGAACGACACCGCCAAUGAAGAUGAACCCGUUCGGACUCGUGCGUUCAAACUGGAAGAGAAGUUGAGACAACCCGAACCUCCCUUCGCGAACCCGUUUGCCGAGGAUGGUGGAUUCGGCGGGCUCAGCGGGGCCAGACGCAGAGACAAGCAGAAUGGGAGGAAAGAGGAACCCGACGAUGGCACCGAUGACGAGGAUGAUGAGGAAGAGGAUGAAGAGAGUGAUGAUGAUUACCGUGCCGGUAGAGCAUCUAUUUCGAAGUCGAAAUCUACCCCUAAAUCAAGAAUCUUGGACAAGAAGCCUGCGAGGACUAGACCCAACACAUCUUCCUCCUCAUCCAAAGUACAGACUCGAGGCAAGAGGGGCCGAUCAACCGGAGUGAUCACUAUCGGAUCGAGCGAUGAAGACGAGAACGAGGAAGAUGGAUUCGAGAUCACCGAAGUCCGUCUGAACGCUACUCCGAGCAAGAGUACGCGUAGCAGGCGAGGGGAUGUACAACCGAAAGCCUCUGGAUCUGGAUCCGCGAAUAAGACGAAAGCCCAUGUGAAACCUGAGCCCGAAGUUGCUUUUAAACUUAGAAGGGGAAAGACGAACGGGAACCAGAGAAGGCCUGGACCUCAAGACGAAGAGGACGAGGACGAAGUCGAGAACCGGGUGGAGGGCGAGAUCAAGUUCGUCCCGCUCGAGGAGGAAGAUAGAUUUAGGAUCGUUACUCGAGGUGAAAAGGGCGGAGAGAAGCGUCAAGGCCACGAGGCCAAGGAGGCAGGCAAUGCUCCAGAUGCGGCAGGAGCAGGUCGAGCGAGAGAUAUCGAGCAGGAGCAGGAAGUUGCGCCCGACGAGCCACGUGCAGAAGUUGGGGGCGCUGAAGCUGUCCGGGCAGUAGUAGCACUGGAAGCGGCAAUUGAGGAUAUGGACGUGGAUCUUGAUAUCGGUAUCGACCACGACAACAACAACAACAACAAUGACGAGGAGGACGAUUUCUGGGCUCACAUCCCGCAGGAGCUUUGGGACGAGGCGAGACCUGCAGGACCGGCAGCUGUGCCCGCCCUCGUACCUGGACCAGUAGCAGCACCUGUACCGCCUCAACCUGCCCGUCUCCUGAGUAUGGUCGACAUCCCCGAGAUCAUCCCUCUUGUCAUUUCGCUUAUCCCAGACGUCUGCCCGGAUCAUCUCCGAGGUGUCAUCGAGGGUCAAAUCUUCCGAGAUCCGGCUCGUCAGAUCACGGCUGAAGAUGCUUGCGGAGAGAUCCUUGCGCAUCUGUUCGAUACGGAUCUCGCUAGGUACCCGAAAGUGAAGGACAACAAGCGGAAAGCUGAGGAUGAAGCUGGGCCUUCUGCACCAAAGAAACGCAAGCCGGAUGAAGACGAUGGGGUUUUGGACGUGGACGAGAUUGAGUAUCUCGUUGAUGGAAGGGUGAACUACAAGAGCGAAAAGGUCAAGCUGGACGACAGAAAAGGAUGGGCAUAUCGCAAGAGCGCGACUAAAGACUUGCUCAACUUGUUCCCCCUGAUGACUCAAAAACAUAUUACGGACAACCUGAACUUUCACAUCGGACUUUACGUUCCAACAUAUCUCGAUCUCGCCUUUCAAUACACCUUGCCCGAAGAUCAGAGACCCUGGCGAGCGAUGAAAGUGCCUCGCGAAGUUGAUCUUACCAAACAAGAAAACACCAAGGCGAAGGGCAAGGCCGCGAAGCAGGUCGAUGAAGGCGCGGUGACGUUUGCAGAGGAGAAGGAGUUCUUGAUAGGUCUGCUCUUCGAGAACGCGGAUACGUGCAGCAUCGAGGCGGUCAAAAUAUUGCAACCACUCGAGGGUGAUGGGGAUACCGAGUGUCAAUGCUGUUUCGGGGAUGAUCAUCUGGUCUACAUGAUACAAUGUCGGGACGGACACUUUUUCUGCCGAGAUUGUUUCAAGCGCUUGUUGGAAACGGCAUUGGGAGAUCAAAAGGCGCCCGUCCACUGUAUGCAUGAGAGCGGCUGCCGUGCCGAGUUCACCGAACGCGACGUCAAAAAAGUCUUGACUCCAAAGGUGACGAACAGUUAUUUUGCGUUGGUCCAGAGGAAGGAGCUCGAAGCCGCGGGUCUGGAGAAUCUCGAAACGUGCCCAUCUUGCGAAUUCGCUAUCGUCAUCGACAACGAACAUGAAAAGCUGUUUACCUGCCAGCAUCCGAAUUGUCAAGUUGUAUCAUGUCGAGCUUGCAAGAAACCGGACCAUAUUCCUAAGACCUGUGCUGAGGCUGCGGCGGAAGACGAGCAUCUGAAUUCUAGGCAUACUAUCGAAGAGGCCAUGACCCAGGCGUUGGUUCGCAAAUGUCCCAAGGCCAGCUGCCAGAAACCUUUCCUCAAAGAAUCUGGUUGUAACAAAAUCACCUGUACAUCGUGCGGGACUGUCUCUUGUUACAUCUGUAGAGCGAUCGUAACCGUUGGGUAUGCACAUUUCAAUCAAGCUGGUUAUGGGGGCAAUAAAGCUAAUCCAUGCAGAUUAUGGGACCCGGUCAAUGCGGCCGAGCUUUACCAAGCCGAGGUCGCCGAAGCGCGAAACCAAGCUCAAGAUCAGGUCAUCAACGAAGCAGCUCGUCUCGGUCGACAAAUCGCUCAACCCGACGUGGAAGUGGCCCUUCCGCAACAAAACGAAGUGUUUCGUCCGGCUGUAAUUCCAGGCGCUUAUCCUGCACACGCUGCUGCGGUGGUACCUCCCCAGCUGGCUCAACCGCAACCACAGGCCGCUCCGCCUGCUGGUGGACCUGGCGCAGCUCAUCUCCCGGUACCAAGAGCUGCAGAAGGGAUCGGGCGAGCCCAAUUCGACGCUGCUCGACGUAUCUACGAAGGUCGGAUUCUGGAAGAGCAGCAACUUCGACCUGGAGUGCCGUUGGCCGGGCCAGUCGUCGCGAGAAUUCGGGCCGAGUAUAGGGCUCGAAUCGAAGCGAUCAUGCGAGACAUGGCAGUCGCACGAGGAAUUGCAGCACCGCAAGCCGGAGCGUACGUCGCAGCGAACAUUGAUGCGGUCUUUAGAGAAGUCGCGCGUGGAAUUCCAGAAGCGCACGCUGCCGCUGCUGUACGACCCCCUCCGCCACGCGCCAUGGCCGCAUUGCAGGCUCAGGCUCAGGCUCAGGCCCAGGCUCUUGUUCAGGCUCAUGCUCAGGCUCAGGCUCUUCGAAACGCUCCCGGAAACCGAGUGCGCUUUGCACCGGCCGCACCGGCACCACCUCCAGCGCCCGUCGUAGCAGCGCCGCCUCCAGUUCCUGCACCAGCAUAUCAAGGUCGCCUGCGUGGUCAUCGUUGA
This is a messenger RNA of Filobasidium floriforme, 3348 nucleotides long. RefSeq lists its product as uncharacterized. Lineage: Eukaryota; Fungi; Basidiomycota; Tremellomycetes; Filobasidiales; Filobasidiaceae. The record is from RefSeq and is a predicted model, not a curated record. Gene Ontology annotation, molecular function: zinc ion binding. Bases 1 to 3348 code for a protein of 1115 amino acids. The transcript has 10 exons.